Messenger RNA from Lachnellula hyalina, 1416 nucleotides. It is a transcript of the gene ufaA1, whose product is annotated as Tuberculostearic acid methyltransferase. Bases 1 to 1416 code for a protein of 471 amino acids. Gene Ontology annotation, biological process: lipid biosynthetic process. The record is from RefSeq and is a predicted model, not a curated record. The transcript is spliced from 3 exons. NCBI's taxonomy places the organism in Eukaryota, Fungi, Ascomycota, Leotiomycetes, Helotiales, Lachnaceae.
AUGGCCUCCUACCUCACCCAGCCAUUGGCUGUUGGCGGCGACCUUGUUCGAAGUACACUUGGAAGCGUGUCUUGGGGACCUGCCCUAUCCGUUUCCAAAGCGGCAGUAACCUCCCUCUUCUCACGCAUCGAAAAUGGCACUCUGGUGGUAACCGAUGAGACAACGGGACAAAGCACAAGCUACGGCCAGAAGAUCGCAAAGGCGCACUCCAGUCUUUCCAAUGGUGUAAAUGAGACUUCGAAAAAGCGUAUUGGGGCGGGUAAAGUAGAGUUGAUUGUUCGGAAGGAGACAUUCUGGGUGCGCCUGUUCCUGUUUGCGGAUAUGGGGUUUGCCGAGUCGUUUAUGUUGGGGGAGGUUGAAUGCUUGGAUUUGACUGGCUUCUUCCAGCUUUUUAUCCUAAACCGUACACAAUUGGCUAAUGCUACGACAUGGACAUCCUCCAUUGCCGCGACGAUCACUGGACUUGCAAGAGGCACGAAUACCCUUUCGAAUUCUUUGCUGAAUGUGUCGGCACAUUAUGAUAUCAGUAAUGAGAUGUUUGCCGCCUUUCUGUCGGACGAUAUGACAUAUUCAUGUCCAAUAUGGAAAGCUCAGUCGAGUGCGGACCAGAAGGUAGAGACAUUAGAGGCGGCUCAAAUGACCAAAUUGAAUCGAUUUAUAGAUGGCGCCCAUAUCAAGCACACAGACCACGUUUUGGAGAUUGGAACGGGUUGGGGUUCAUUCGCUAUAGAAGCAGUGCGAAAGACUGGAUGCAGAGUUACGUCCUUGACAUUGUCAAUUGAGCAAAAGGAACUCGCCGAAAAGAGGAUUGCCGCAGCUGGAUUCACAGAACAAAUCGAAGUCAUGCUCAAGGACUACCGAGCUCUUCCAACGCCCAAAGUACCCUAUGACAAGAUCAUUUCGAUUGAGAUGUUGGAAGCAGUGGGAAGAGAGUAUUUGGAAACAUAUUUUGGUUGCAUACACCGGCUGCUUAAGAAAGAUGGAAUGGCUGUUUUCCAGUGCAUCACCAUGCCCGAAGGUCGAUAUGAAGCGUACGCGAAGGGUGAGGACUUCAUUCGAAAAUACAUCUUCCCAGGAGGGCAUCUUCCUUCAAUCACGCAGCUCGUCGAUAAUAUCACUAAAGGCUCGAAAGGCACACUGAUCGUGGAACAUAUUGAAAAUAUCGGAGGCCACUAUGCGAAAACUUUGCGUUUGUGGAGGGAAAAAUUCCUCGCCAACUUUGAGUCUCGGAUUCGACCAGGUCUAAUGAUCGAGCAUCCUGAAAUGGGAGACAGAGAAAUUGAGGUAUUCCGAAGAAAGUGGGAGUAUUAUUACUCGUACUGCGAAGCUGGCUUUGCUACCAAGACGCUCGGGGAUGCGAUAAUUACCGUUGGUCGUGAGGGAGCGAUGGAGUUGAUGGAGGGUAUCCCACUUUGA